Messenger RNA from Ostrinia nubilalis (European corn borer), 9259 nucleotides. RefSeq names its product disco-interacting protein 2 (gene DIP2). The coding region runs from base 426 to 4292 and encodes 1288 amino acids. NCBI's taxonomy places the organism in Eukaryota, Metazoa, Arthropoda, Insecta, Lepidoptera, Crambidae. The record is from RefSeq and is a predicted model, not a curated record. The transcript has 13 exons.
GAGUUGAAUCAGUGCAGUGCGACCGAAUACACCGAACGAGUUUGUAUUUAACUUGCGAAUAUUCAAUCGAACUCGGUUAUCUUAAUUGAAUGUGUCGAAUUAGCUCGUUUAAUAUUGUUCGGUAAUCGACCAAAUUGUGGCUUAAUUUAAUUAAAGUUGUGUAGGUGGUGGAGUGUUGUGACGGGAACAAUAUUAGGAUAACCACGGUUGAUUUUCGAAAUAGUGCAUGUGUUUAGACGUCACUGCAGGAAAGUUCUGGCGAUACAGAGUUGGACGACGUGUCUGCCAAAAUCCAGCAACUGCUGAACACGCUGAAGCGGCCUAAGCGUCGUCCAUUACCUGAGUUCUACGAGGACGACGACAUCGAGCUGGAGAUCGCGGCGAACCCCAAGGACCCCAAUGCCCCCAAGCCGGAGGGGGGCACCAUGACCCCCGCGGUGGGGGAACAGCUGGUGGUCCCCGCCGGACUGCCGAGGAACCUGGAGGCGGCCCUGCAGAGAUAUGGCACGGCGUCGUUCAAGGCCAACGCUGCGACGGUGCUUGAUCCGAAUGGGAAACUGAGCAGCUCGCUCACUUAUGGCAAGCUCCUUAGUCGCUCCCUGAAGAUCGCACACGCCAUCCUGAACAGGACCUUCACAACCAAGAGCAGCAGCGGUGGCCCCCUGAUUGGGGACAACUCCAUUAAGCCCGGAGACAGGGUGGCCCUGGUGUACCCCAACAAUGACCCCAUCAACUUCAUGUGCGCGUUCUAUGGCUGUCUCCAAGCGGGAGCCGUCCCGGUCCCCAUAGAGGUCCCCUUGACUAGAAGGGACGCUGGUCUCCAACAAGUGGGCUUCCUGCUGGGGUCUUGCGGCAUCCAGUACGCGCUCACCUCUGACGCUUGCUUGAAAGGUCUGCCAAAGACGUCGUCCGGAGACGUGGUCUCCUUCCGCGGAUGGCCGUCCCUGCAGUGGGUCUCUACUGAGAAGCUGCCGCGUCCCCCGCGCGACUGGAUCCCGCCUCCGCGCCCCGCUGAAGACAGCCCGGCCCAUAUCGAGCACACAUCUGCCGCUGAUGGAUCUGCCAUGGGUGUCAUUGUUACCAGAGCAUCGAUGCUGGCGCACUGCCGCAUGCUCUCUGUGGCUUGCAACUACACAGAGGGCGAGCACAUGGUCUGCGUGCUGGACUUCAAGCGCGAGACCGGGCUGUGGCACGCGGUGCUGUCCAGCGUCCUCAAUGGGAUGCACGUCAUCUUCAUCCCCUACGCGCUGAUGAAAGUCAGCCCGGCCUCCUGGAUGCACAUGAUCACCAAAUACAGGGCGUCGGUGGCCAUCGUGAAGUCACGUGACCUCCACUGGGGGCUGCUGGCCACUCGUGACCACAAGGAGAUCGCGCUGGGCUCGCUGAGGAUGCUGCUGGUGGCUGAUGGAGCCAACCCCUGGUCGCUGUCAUCUUGUGACCAGUUCCUGUCAGUGUUUCAGAGCAAAGGUGUGCGCGGCGAUGCAAUCUGCCCAUGCGCAUGCAGCAGUGAAUCUCUGACAGUGUGCGUGCGCCGCGCGGGGCGUGGCGGGUCUUCCGCGGGGCGUGGCGUGCUGUCCAUGUCGGGGCUUUCGUACGGCGUCGUCAGGGUGGACGCUGAGAAUUCGCUGACGUCAUUGACGCUGCAGGACUGCGGGCAGGUCAUGCCUUCGUGCGUAAUAGUGGUCGUGAAGAUGGAGGGUCCCGCAUUCCUCUGCAAGACCGACGAGGUUGGCGAGAUAUGCGUGCUCUCCGGAGCCACCGGGUCUGGCUACUGGGGCCUGCCAGGCCUCACCAACACCGUGUUUAGAGUGAGGCCGCUCGAUGCUGACGGCGACCCGAUAGGCGAGGAGCACUAUGUGAGGAGCGGAUUGUUGGGAUUCCUUGGGCCGGGUGGCCUGGUAUUCGUGUGCGGCUCCCGCGACGGCCUGAUGACAGUCACUGGCCGCAAACACAACAUGGACGACAUAAUCGCCACCGUGCUAGCCGUGGAACCCAUGAAGUUCAUAUACAGGGGGCGCAUAGCUGUGUUCUCUGUGCGCGUGUUGCGGGACGAACGCAUUUGCAUCGUGGCGGAACAGAGACCCGACUGUGGCGAGGAAGAGUCGUUUCAAUGGAUGUCCCGGGUGCUCCAAGCUGUUGACUCCAUCCACCAAGUGGGAAUAUAUUGCCUGGCGCUGGUGCAGCCCAACUACUUGCCCAAGACGCCUCUAGGCGGGAUUCAUCUCAGCGAGUGCAAGCGCCGCUUCCUGGAGGGCACUCUACAUCCGGCCAACGUCCUUAUGUGCCCGCAUACAUGCGUCACUAACCUGCCCAAACCAAGGGAGAUUCAUUCAGAUGUGGGCCCAGCUUCAGUGAUAGUCGGCAACCUGGUGCAAGGGAACCGACUGGCCUCGGCGCAGGGCCGCGAUAUGGGAUACACCGAUGACUCCGACGCUGCUAGGAAGUACCAGUUCAUAUCCCAAAUCCUUCGAUGGCGCGCUCAGAGUACAUCCGACCACGUGAUAUUCACGCUUCUCAACUCCAAAGGCGCCGUGGCCAAAGUUCUGACCUGCGCUGAGCUACACAAGAAAGCCGAGCGCAUCGGCAACCUCCUGCUAGAGAAGGGACGCGUGAAUACAGGAGACCACGUCGCGCUAAUCUUCCCCCCGGGACUCGAUCUCAUUUGCGCCUUCUACGGAUGCCUCUACGUCGGCGCGGUCCCGGUCACCAUCCGACCGCCGCACCCGCAGAACCUCCACACCACUCUCCCCACAGUCCGCAUGAUCGUCGACGUCAGCAAAGCCACUCUAGUCCUCUCCAACCAAUCUGUGAUAAAGCUCCUCCGAUCUAAAGAAGCGAGCAACGUUCUCGACAGCAAGGCGUGGCCGAUCACGCUGGACACAGACGACAUGCCCAAAAAGAAACUCCCCAUCCUGUACAGAGCGCCGACGGCUGAAAUGCUAGCGUAUUUGGACUUCAGCGUCUCCACAACCGGCAUGCUCGCCGGAAUCAAGAUGUCUCACGCGGCCGUCACAUCCCUUUGCCGCUCAAUGAAGAUCGCCUGCGAACUGUAUCCAUCCAGGCAUAUUGCGCUCUGUCUGGACCCAUACUGCGGCCUCGGAUUCGCUCUCUGGUGCCUGAGCAGCAUCUACUCAGGACACCACUCCAUCCUGAUCCCACCCUCCGAGGUAGAAAUCAACCCGGGCCUCUGGUUGAGCGCGGUCUCGCAGUACAAAGUCCGCGACACAUUCUGCUCGUACGGAGUCAUGGAGCUCUGCACAAAAGGCCUCGGAAGCUCGGUCAAUCAGCUCAAGUCGAAGGGAAUCAAUUUGGCUUGCGUGAGGACCUGCGUUGUAGUUGCUGAAGAGCGGCCGCGUAUCAACCUCACGAAUUCGUUCUCGAAACUGUUCUCAGCGCUGGGACUGAGUCCGCGCGCGGUAUCGACGUCGUUCGGGUGUCGCGUGAACAUCGCUAUCUGCCUCCAAGGGGCGUCUAGUCCGGAGCCGUCUACGGUUUACGUCGAUCUCAGGGCUUUACGGAACGACCGCGUGUCGCUGGUAGAACGCGGCAGCCCGCACUCGCUCUGCCUGAUGGAAUCUGGGAAACUGCUUCCCGGCGUAAAAGUGAUAACCGCGAACCCAGAAACUAAGGGGCAGUGCGGUGACUCCCAUUUGGGUGAAAUUUGGGUGCAGUCGCCUCACAACGCGAGUGGGUACUUCACGAUAUACGGAGACGAGAGCGACUACGCGGACCACUUUAGCGCUCAGUUGGUGACGGGUAACACCGGGGAGGUGUACGCUCGUACUGGCUACUUGGGUUUCCUGAGGAGGACGGAGAUCGCUGUGAGCAGUGGUGGGGAUGAGUCACUCCUGCGGGACAGCGACACUGAGUCUUUGGUGUCUGGUUGCGGGAGCGUGGGAGCGGCUGACACUCAUGACACGCACGACGCGGUGUUCGUGGUGGGGGCUCUCGACGAGACCAUCAUGCUCCGCGGCAUGAGAUACCAUCCCAUCGACAUCGAGAACUCCGUGAUGAGGUGCCACAAGAAGAUCGCUGAGUGCGCUGUGUUCACCUGGACCAAUCUGCUAGUAGUCGUGGUGGAGCUGGACGGCAACGACAGCGAGGCCCUCAACCUGGUCCCACUUGUCACCAACACGGUCCUCGAAGAACACCAUCUCAUCGUGGGAGUGGUGGUGGUGGUCGACCCAGGAGUGGUGCCGAUCAACUCCCGUGGGGAAAAACAACGCAUGCAUCUGCGAGACGGAUUCCUCUCGGACCAAAUCGACGCCAUCUACAUAGCUUAUAACAUGUAAGGCAGGCGGUCCGUGGCCGGCAGGGCACGGAGAAAACGCUAACCAGUUUGGGUUUUGGUGGUUUAGAUUGGUUUGUCGUGUGGUUUGAAGUGGUUUGCUAUCUCUUGAAUUCAGAAUAGUUUUCAUUGGUCCUUGAUGUGUGUCUGUAGCGUUAUACUGUCUUGUAGCUGACAAAUCAAAAUGAAAGUACAUAAACCAUUCAUGGACAUGUUCGUCUAUGACUGACAUAAUAAUUAUUGUGUAUACGUAAUACUCAUGUAGAUUGAAUAUUUUAUUAAAUCUGGUCUUUUAAUAGCAGUAAGUAUAUGAAAGAGAUAGUGAAUGAACUUCAUCCCGAUCAAUUUAAUCAAAUUUUUAUGCAGUUUGAAAAAAAUCUUAUGGCCAGAGAAUUUUUGAAGAGUGCAAAUCAAUGAUCAAUAGGUGUUGCGCACGUAUAUACGCGUAUGUGUAAUUAAAGGGCGAUUCGUUAUUUGUAUGGUCGUCGAUUGUAUCUCAGCAGAAAUCGACAAUUUCUUAAAGAUUUUGGUCGAGCUGUACUCGAAUACGGUAAAGUUUUCAUGUUUACGAUAUUUACAUAAUAUAUUAUGACUCUGGCCCUUAACCAGAAUGUCCUAGUAAUUAAUAGCACCAAAAUUUCGAACUGCGUCCUCUAAUAUUUAGGCAAGCGCUUUCUGUGUAACCUUUGCACGGCAGUGUGAAUAGUGGCCACUAUAUUGAACCUUAUUGACAUUUUCUCGUUUGAAAACUAAUAGAAAUAUUAACUUCGUAUGCCGUAUGAAGGGUCGCCUGGCGUAAGCCGUGCCCGCGACCGCCCGGCCACAGCUCUCCUCAGAACCCACCAUUUUCCCAACGGUGGUAUUUUCUAUCGUAGGAUCCAUGUAUUAUAUUUCGACUGUCUUUUAGACUUUUGAUGAUUUUGUAUCUGCACUUUGUACUUCGAAUUUUUCCAUUAACAAAAGCUACUAAAAGAAAAUUUUCUUCGAUGUAUCGAAUGAACGAUUUAAGACUGUACGCUAAUUAUAAUUUAGCCUUGUUUUUAAUGCUAACAUCGGCAUUGCCCAGGCGAAGACUGAUGGAAGUCUGAAGUAGGCGUUGAUUUGUUACCUUAGUGAUGUUCCGAUUGCUCUGAUUGUAUGCGAGUUGUAGGAGAUAUGACCACGGGCGGAGAUUGCUGCGAGUGAGUCGUGCGGCGCUACUGUCCUACUCGAAUAAUCGAUCUAUCCAAAACACCAAUAGAAAACUUAACUACUGACCUAAAUUGACAGAUGUUACCAUAAUUUGUUAUGAGAAUCUCACAUUCAAAAAGCAUUGUUAUUUGCUAGGCUUCGAAACCCUGAUAUAUAGACCUAUCGAAAUGUAUGUUUAGCUAUCGAAAGCGAAGAUUUUUCACAAAAAAAUACCAAUCUAUGGUCUCUAUAAGUCUCUUUUGUUCAUGCCAGUAUAUUAGGGUGUGUGACGGGGAAUAAUAGAGCUGAAUGUUGGUAAGUUUUGAGGGAAUUCAAAUCUGAAUUGAUAGAUUUUACGACAUUUCGAUAUUAGUCGAUGAUCGAAUGGACGGUAGCGCUCGCGCCAAGCUGCGUCCGAGUCACAUGAGGACCAGCAGCUUGUAAUGUUUUUAUUAUACACAAUUAUAUUGUUGUGAUUUUAUGAAUCAAGUAAUUUCUAAUGCUAGUGCGUAUGUAAAUGUAUUACAAGAAGUAAUAUUAAACAUAGUGUUAGUUAUAUAAUAAAAUCAUUUGCAUUUAAUGUGUUGAUCAAAUGUUAGUUUUGUCAAAUUAAUUUUUAUCGUUGACAAUAAAAAAAUCAAACCGUUCGCUGAUAAUUUUACCGCUUAAUAUGUUAGACAGUUCGGUGUCCGACGUUUACAUUUUAGGGUUUUGAUCAAUAUGUAGAGUUAAUGGUUUUUAAAGAAUUUUACAAUAAUAUCACAUUUUUCCGAUAUGAAUGUCUCAGUGUUGAGUAGGAAGCACAAAUAUAUUCGGUGUUCUGGCAUUACAAUUAACAUUUCUCCGGUAAGUCUCUCGGGACACUUGGUGUUAGACUCCGUAGUGUUUACUAUUAGUAUUUACAUUCAAAUGUGACUGUUUGUUCUACUUUGCUGUGACACGGUAUAAACAAGUUAGGAGUUAUAAGGGAGUGUGGUCCGGCUGAAGUGUGGUACAUAAUUAGUUAAACACGCGGAAUUAAGUCAAUGGUAAUGAUAAAUAAUAUAGUUUAACUUGCAUUUAAUACAUCGUGUAUCAUUGACAUUUCUACAACAGAGACAUGACGUAACGACCGAAACGUACCACACUUCAAUUUAAAAAGGUAUUUUUGUGAGCGUCUAAUACAGAGUUACUCGACCUUUUUAGAAUAGAUAUAACUGAGGCGUUAGUAAAACGGCGUACAAAAUCCUGGAAGCCGCAGGUUGAGUAAGACUGGUCUAAUGUUACCUGGUACCGAUUGCUCAUCUUAUGCUAUAGAUUUGAUCUUGACUAGUGCCAAAAUAUAAAUUAGACGCGCACAAAACUGGGCGUAGACAUCCAGUGAUAGACAUUGUGGACUAUUUAGCCAUGUAUACCAGUUUUGAUUAAUUAAAUAUAACUAAGUGUAACUAAUAUAUUACAGUGUUCUUUCAUGUUAAGCUCUUAUACGUUUCGUUACGGUAUUUGAUGAGGAAUCUGUUUUAAUUUAACGAUGUUUGUAAAAUGCGUUAGUACCGACAAUUUUGAGUUUUUGAACGUAUUUAUGCCAUGCUUAAUGCACGAAAUAUUGAUUCAAAAUGUACCUACACAACAUGAUAUAAUACUGUUUGCAUCAAGUAUUUAUUAUAAUAAUAACGCUCUUAUCAUUUUGGUUAUAGUUUGCUCUUUAUUGAUCCAAAUAUUUAUUUGUUAUAUUAUCUUUUGUCACCAUGUUAAGUUUCCUUAUAUCAAUUUAGUCCUGCUUUAAUGCAAAAUGCAUGUCCUAAAUGUCCUAAUGUAUGUAUUCACAAGUAGGAAAUACAUAAUUAUUCUCUCUAUUUACAAGGUGGAAAGAAUAGGAUUCCACAUUUUCACAAUUUAAUGACAUGGUACGUAUUAAAAUUAUGUUGUUACUGGUACAUUUUUGAUCACAGAAUUUUAUGUUCCGGUGUUGGCAUUGAAAAACUACGGUAUAGAUGAACUACACUGAACUGUCCCACCAAACUCAUUGACAGGGAGGCGCCACCAUCGUUCAACUUAUAGUUUCCAACAUGGCAACAAUCGGAGCCAGCGAUCCGGUAUUGACGGUGGCGCCCCCUGUCAAUGUCACUGGUGGGACGGUUUGUUGUAGUAGUAACUAUAAUCACGGUAAUAAUAUCAUACAGUAUUGUAACUUCAUAUAAACCGACGAAACGCGAGCUUUCCUUUGAAUUUCAAAUCUCGGGACGUGGUCGAAAUCCAAAAGUUAGGGGUGUCGCGAAUGUGCCGAACGGAGACGUCGAUGGCCUAGUGUUGAAAAUGACUAAGGUGAUUGAAUUUGACUGACCGUCAUUUACGAUCUUGGUCAAAAACUAGUCAUUAACUGUCAGAAAUUGUCAUUUUCAGUCUGUUUGAUUUGAAAUGAAAAUUAUAUAUUGUAUAAAACCAGCUUUUGCCAACGAUUUCGCCCGCCUGAAAUUAAAGUAACAGGUCAUUAAGUACUCAUUAUGAUUAGUAGAUUAAAAAUUAUUUUAGUAUAUUUUUUUAAAUUAAAUCUACUAAUCACAAAACAACACGCAUUUUUAUCUUAUUCCAUUCACAAAGUAUUUUGUUUGUCUAAAUAAAAAAAAAUUACAAUCACAAAACUAGAUAGAAAUUCUAAGUAGACAGAUGUAAUUUUAUUAGAAUGGGUACUGUAGAUAAGCAGCCCUAUCGCAUGUUGUCAUACCGUGACGUACCGCGGGGCUGUUGACAUUUUUUUUCAAAAAUAUGGCCGAGUUGGAAUACUGUAUAGAUAGUAUUACCGUGCUAUAAUGUGCAUUGGUACCAUUUAAGCCAUUAAAAUACACUUAUUUAUUUGGAUUUGUCAUUACGUCCUCAAGAUCCAUUCAACAUUGCGUGUGAUCCAGAGAUACAAUCAAUGGUUGCUGCAGUGUAAUUAAUUAUUUGUAAUACAUAAUUAUGUUAUAAUAUUAAUGCUUAUUCAAUCAUAAUUUUGUCAAUAUUUCAUUCCACAAAAUUUCAAUUAUAUGAACAUUUAUGGCAAAUUGAAUUUAUUGUCACCAUAUUAGAUUUCAUUAUUUACUAUUCUUUUAUUAUAUUUUGUAAUUAUUUAUUGCUAAAUUGUACAUAUUUUUGUUAUUUAAUUUUACGUUUAAUGAUUCUGUAUUAGCUAUAUCAAUGUUGUUUUGACGAUGCUGUAUCGAUAGAUAAGGUUAAGGUAUAAUGUGUAUCGUUAGCUGAUUUCAUAUUAAAUCGAUGUAUCAUUUAGUUCUUUAUAAAGUUUAAUUUGUAUGGUUAUUUCAAAAUGUAGUCAUCUUACUGGAUAAGUAUAUAAGUAGUGAAAUAAACUCAGUUUUCUGAACAAACAUUGUCUUAUUUGUAACCGUUAAUCGUGCAAGUCAUAAUGUGUGAGGUUUGCUCUAGGUCUUGGCACAGCGUUACUCACACGGGGGCUGAGGGUACCUUACGCUUACUCGGUAUUUCUACUACUUUGAUCAGUCGUAGAUGUGACAAAAACCAAAAAAAUAUUAAUAACUCGAUUGGAUUCUAUAUAAUUUUUCAUCACACAUCGCUUGUAGAUUGAUCAGAAGGUUCAUGUUUGCUGAAUCUAGUCUUAGCAAUUUUCCCAUAAUGCAGUCCAAGAGAUGGGACACGCCUCAACGUCGAUGCUCAAAACUUAGUUAAUUACAUGACUGUUUUGAAUUUAGAUUGGAUUUUUAUAACCUUCCUGUAAGUCGAUGUAGUCGCCAAAGAAUGUUCGGACCUUAAGGAGCUUCAACUUUGUGACUUGUAUUAUUUUAAACAAUAAAUAAAUAAACACUA